Messenger RNA from Canariomyces notabilis, 180 nucleotides. RefSeq lists its product as uncharacterized. Bases 1 to 180 code for a protein of 59 amino acids. The record is from RefSeq and is a predicted model, not a curated record. Gene Ontology annotation, cellular component: ribosome; mitochondrion. Gene Ontology annotation, biological process: translation. NCBI's taxonomy places the organism in Eukaryota, Fungi, Ascomycota, Sordariomycetes, Sordariales, Chaetomiaceae. The transcript has 3 exons. Gene Ontology annotation, molecular function: structural constituent of ribosome.
AUGGCAAAGAAAGCCAAGUCACGUAUCAUCAGCGUGCGCCUCAUCUCGAUGGCUAUGACGGGCUACUUCUACACUUUUACAAGACCCCGAACGAGGAUGCCCAUGAGCAUGAUCAAAUACGACCCGAUUGUCCGCAGGAGAGUUCUCUUCCUCGAGCAAAAACGUUCCGGCAAGAAGUAA